Anastrepha ludens (Mexican fruit fly) is the source of this 2112-nucleotide messenger RNA. RefSeq lists its product as uncharacterized. The record is from RefSeq and is a predicted model, not a curated record. Lineage: Eukaryota; Metazoa; Arthropoda; Insecta; Diptera; Tephritidae. The coding region runs from base 208 to 2112 and encodes 634 amino acids. The transcript is spliced from 6 exons.
UUGGACUCAUACAAAUAAUCAAAUGAAGCUGCUGGUAUAGCUCCUGAGAGUAUCCGGUUACAGAUAAGCCCAUCAUAUCUUGACCUCAAAUAAUUCACACAGCGGAAAAAUUGAGCUAAAAUUAAGAAGCCAUUGUCUCUCACAGCGAGUGGAGCGUGAAACGGCUCAUAUUUCGAGCUGUGUGUGCGAUCAAGUGGACCGGAAUCGAUGACGGCUUUCUCCUUCAAGUUGCCGCUUUGUAUGCUGCUGCUAACCGCACUACUACACCCCACAGCAACAACUAGAGAACGAGCUCAUCAAACGAAAGAUUACAGAGUAACAAGAAGAUUUAUAGAAAUUGGUAGCCAACAACCUUACCCAGAAGAAGCAACUAAAGAGGUACCGAACUAUCGUAGUACCGAAAAAUGGCGAAUAGAAAGUGCUGAAGGGGCAAACCAACCGAGUGGAACAAGUAAAAAUGAAGCGUAUAAAAAUGCGGAAGAGGCGCAGAAAAAAGAAAGAGAUGCGGAGAGCAUGCUGAAAAAGAGAGAAAAUCCUCUCAGAGGAGACACAAAAGUAAGCACAACAACGAGUGAUACUCAGCUUAGCAUAGACGUAAACGAAGGUGUGACAGCGAAUCACUUCUUUAAUGCGAGCAGUGGGAGAAAUUCAAUACAAGCGCGUGUGGCGGAGAAAAAACUCGGAUUACAGGAAACUUUCGAACAUCAAAUCACCUUAGAUGCAGCAGCCUACAUCAAGUCGAAGAUCCGAUACAAAGCACCACUCCCAACAACUGCACCGCCGUCGCUUUUGCGUGCACUCAACACACCCACAAACCAUAUCAAUUAUCAACCCAACACAGAAUUUUCACAGCAUUCACAAUGGGUAGCGCAACGUUUUAAACGGCAACAAAGCGCACUCUUACACAAAACGCAGCAGAGCGCAUUACACAGCAGCCUAAGUUUCUCUUCCACGAAUACGGCAACGCACUAUAAUCCACUACCAGCUGUGCCCCUACCACCACCACCACCCUUUCCUGGUAAUUUCGCAAUUUCACCAUUUAGUGGUGGCGCCAAGCAAAGCACCGGCGGCAACAUUUUAAAUGCCUUUGCCUUUGCUGGCAUGAGCAGCAGCGGCAGCAGCUUCUCAGUUGGGUCUUCCUCAGUCACACAACGCACAAAUUCUCUUUGCGGCGGCGUCCUCAAGUCUCGCUAUGGCAACAUACAGACACCAAAUUUUCCACAUAAAUUCUCAACACCCAUUGAAUGCGUGUGGGUAAUUGAUGCCUCUGAACUGCCAAUUACAACUUCCGCUGCUGCAACGGCUACGGGCGGCGGCGGUGGCGGAGCCAACAUCUCUAUUAUCGUUUAUCUAACACAAUUGUAUGUGUUGGGUGGCCUCAAGUUCACCGAAUAUAUGUACUAUUCGGAUGAUUAUAAAGUGCCGGCUCAUCGUGUGUUCACGCUCACUGAGGAUGACGUCACUCAGGUGGCAUGGGUGCAAUUUAGUAGCCAGUAUUUGGAGAUACGUUUCACGAUGUCUUCGUUGGAUGGCACACAUUUGCGCGCCUUGGAUCGUCUGUUGGAUGUGUAUGGCUUCAAUAUUACCUAUGAGGUGCAACAGGAGGUGAAGGCGUAUCAGUGCAAUACGCUGCAGUGCCGAUUUCUGGGUCACUGCUAUGCGAAGGCGGACUACAGCUCAUAUUAUUGCUCCUGCUUUCCCGGCUUCAGUGGCCCAGAUUGUGGACGUGGCCCAUUGUGUGAAGAUCCACACACGAAUAUCUGCCAAAAUGGUGGCACGUGCAAACAUAUCGGCGAUGCAGCAAUUACGUGCCACUGCCCGAGCGGUUUUAAAGGCACCAAAUGUGAAAUCCCGGAGAUAAACGAAAUAACGAGGGGUUGCACUUCCAACACCACGUCUAGUGACUGUCAUAAAGAAUGUGAUUUCGAACGCGCUAGUGAAGGUGUCACAUUGCGAAAGGCUAGCAAGAUUAUAGCACGCAAUGGCAAAACGCGCUAUGAAGUGACAAUACGCUUGGGCGCCAACUUAACUGCCUUCUAUCGCAAUAUGGAUCCCGAAAGGCGUCCAAGUGAUCAUCUACCCAGUUUGCUAGAAAGACAUUUUCGUAUAUAA